Molecule: messenger RNA, 610 nt
Organism: Colletotrichum navitas
Lineage: Eukaryota; Fungi; Ascomycota; Sordariomycetes; Glomerellales; Glomerellaceae
Exons: 2
Coding region: 322-543 (73 amino acids)
Source: RefSeq, a predicted model, not a curated record
AUGCCGACAUCCUCUACCUGGUCGAUAUGAAUUCUGAUCGUCAACCUAGCCGCGCAUUGAUAAGCCUUCAACCCGGUGCCGUACAUCCUCCACCUUGAUCACUCACCUCUUUUCCAGUCCUGCAGCACCCGCAUACCAAGCCUGGUCACGAUUGGGGGUACCCGCGUAGGGAAGCUAAACAAUGUACUCCAGUCCGGCACUCCAUUUUCCCCCCCAUUUUGUUUCCUUUUUUUUUUCUCCCGUCCGCAACAUUGGCAUUCUAGUCAGUUGGAUUUCAUACAGGACCUAGAGACCGACUUGACCCAAGUCGGGACCCCACUAAUGACUUGCCAAUUCAUACGGGCGAACUCUGCGUCACUGUCGCAGUUGUUCUGGUUGAUUCGCGGCUGGGUCUUGUUCUUGAUAAAGUCACGAUGCAAGUCGUGGUCUGGACCCCUCUGUCUCACGCCUCUCCAAGGCGGUUCUGCUGCACAAGGAAGCAACCCAUCAACUGCCGCUCCACGGCGAUGCGCUCAGUCCUCAAUCCUGACAAGGACAAUGUGACAAAGGGGGAGAAUGUGCUAUUAGACAGAAGAGAAUAAAAAAAACCACCCUUCGGGAACCCUUCAGC